CUUGUCAUUCUAUGCACGGAAGAAUUACUUCCUCUGUAAUAUAUUUGUUUGCAUUUUAUUUCCAUGUAAAGUUAAAAACGAACGGUAAAACUAUUUAAUUCAAAAAUAGAAAGUUGAAGAGUUAAUCAAUUCAGUGCAGUCGAAUAAAAUAUGGCACCCGUUGAAGUGGAUUCUGCUCCUAUUGAACCUCAAGUGAGGAAUUUAAAUUUGUCAGGACAUGUGGGGUUUGACUCAUUACCUGACCAGCUGGUCUCAAAAAGUGUUCAAAAUGGGUUUAAUUUUAAUAUUAUGUGUAUUGGUGAAACAGGAUUGGGAAAAUCAACUCUAAUGGAUUCACUGUUCAAUACAAAUUUUGAAUCGAGUCCAAGUCCACAUUCUUUGCCUUCUGUCAAACUGAAAGCUCAUACAUAUGAGUUACAAGAAAGCAAUGUUAGACUUAAGCUUACAAUCGUUGAUACUGUCGGUUAUGGGGACCAAAUUAACAAAGAAAAUAGUUUCAAGGCUAUUGUGGACUACAUAGAUGCCCAGUUCGAAAAUUAUCUUCAGGAGGAAUUGAAAAUUAAAAGGUCCUUAUCGACUUUCCACGAUACACGCAUCCACGCUUGUCUCUAUUUCGUAUGUCCGACAGGACACGGUCUGAAAUCAAUCGAUUUGGUUUGCAUGAAACAGCUCGAUCAAAAGGUAAACGUCAUUCCCAUAAUCGCAAAAGCCGAUACGAUAUCCAAAACGGAACUGCAAAAAUUUAAGUCUAAAAUUAUUGCCGAACUUCAAAAUAAUGGCGUAUCUAUCUACGAAUUUCCCGUCGAUGAUGAAUCGGUAUCCGAUAUUAAUACAUCGAUGAACUCUCAUGUACCGUUCGCCGUAAUCGGCAGCACCGAUUUUAUACGAGUAGGAAAUAAAAUGGUUAGAGCCAGACAAUAUCCUUGGGGUACCGUUCAAGUUGAGAACGAAUCUCAUUGCGAUUUCGUGAAGCUCAGAGAAAUGUUGAUUCGCACAAACAUGGAAGAUAUGCGAGAAAAAACCCAUUGCAGACAUUACGAAUUGUACAGAAAAAAGCGUCUCGAAGAAAUGGGUCUUAGCGACGUGGACGAGGACAACAAACCAGUGAGUUUUCAAAAAACCUUCGAAACGAAAAGGUCUACACAUCUGUUAGAGUUGCAGCACAAGGAGGACGAGAUGAGACAGAUGUUCGUUGUUAGGGUGAAGGAAAAGGAAUCUGAACUAAAGGAAGCAGAAAAGGAGUUACACGCCAAAUUUGACAAGCUCAAAAAAGACCACACGGAAGAAAAGAAAAAAAUCGAGGAUUCGCGUAAAAAGCUCGAGGACGAAGUUGUGGAAUUCAACAGAAGAAAGUCGCAAUACCAACAAAUGAGUCAAAGCCAUCACACCCUCACCCUUGGCAAAAGGCUGCAUAAUAAAUUUUUAUGAAGAACAUGCCAUUUAUAUGGAAUAAAUAGAACCUUUAAGGUCGUAGUGCCAUGUACGUCCAUUACGAUUAAGUUUAAAUUAUAGAUUUUAAAUAGAUUUAAAUAUUUUUGUUGAAUGUCUAUUUUAUUUAGAGUAUAAGUACUACCAAAGCUACGCAUUUAAUGAUAUAAUAAAAUUUUAUUAAAAAUCAAUAUUUAUUGUGAAUAAUAUUAAGUAUUAAACG
This is a messenger RNA of Psylliodes chrysocephalus, 1651 nucleotides long. NCBI's taxonomy places the organism in Eukaryota, Metazoa, Arthropoda, Insecta, Coleoptera, Chrysomelidae. The record is from the annotation of a GenBank genome assembly.